Molecule: messenger RNA, 1539 nt
Organism: Amphibalanus amphitrite
Lineage: Eukaryota; Metazoa; Arthropoda; Thecostraca; Balanomorpha; Balanidae
Product: ninjurin-2-like
Exons: 3
Coding region: 116-754 (212 amino acids)
Biological process (GO): cell adhesion; tissue regeneration
Cellular component (GO): membrane
Source: RefSeq, a predicted model, not a curated record
GGUAUCUGGCCCAUUAUGUAAUCACCAUCGUCAUACACGACCAGUGUGGUAACUUAUUCAGUGCGAUGAGGACUGAAGAGACGUUUUCAGGUAGCGCUGAGGUCUUCCUGCAAACAUGAGUGAAGUCGUCGACACCAUGGAGCGCCACCUGGAUGGGGGAAGGGGGUCAGCGCCGACUAGGCUCCCGCCGAUGCGCGUGGGCCACGGACACUCUGCUCACCAGAGGCAAAGGAGCAGGUCACCACCACCGGACUCUCCAGAGGUGAAGGAGGAAGUCCCGGGGACUGUCACAAUGUCAGCUGCCAGUCGUGUGGCCGACGCCGUCACUAGCGCGCUCAACAUGGACAAAAAUAGGGUCGACCCAAACCGAUAUGCCACCAAGAAGACGAUCGCCCAGGGGAUGCUGGACGUGGCACUGCUGACUGCCAACGCGUCCCAGCUGCGCUAUGUCCUCCAGGCGGGAGAUCAGCACGAGUUCUACACGCUGAUGGUCACCCUCAUCAGCAUCAGCAUUGCGCUACAGCUGCUGAUUGGCAUUUUCUCAAUCAGCCUGACUUUGCUGCGCGACUGUCGACUGGACCGAGAAGAAUAUACCACAUCAGCCAACGCCCUAAACUACACGUCUCUGGUCCUCGUGUUUCUGGCCACUAUGGCCAAUGUCCUGAUCGCGGCGUUCGAUGUGCGCGAGCCUGAUCUGACCGAAAUUGAUGCAGAAGUGAUAGCUGUAGAAGCGGCUGGCAAAGAAGUUCCCUAGGGACAUUAAGUUCGAUCCCUGCGUCUCGACAUUUAUCUUGUGUUCAUCCAUUUCGCACCGGUGGAAAAUGUGACUAAGCGUUUUGUUUCACCUUAGGAACUUUCUACGACUUGUUUGUAAAGCAGGUGUACCAACAAGAGGCACCGCGAAUAACGCAUCCCAUAUGCAGGUUUCGGAAACGUAAAGCAAUGCACACAUGUGUAAAUGCAUGAAAAGCAAUGCAUGUAUUAUAUUUGGACUUGGUAUAAAAAACAUACUUUUCCAAGCCGGCGCUUGUAUAUAUGUACCUAGAUUGGUAUUUGAAAAAGGUGGCGUUGAUUGAAAUGCGAUUUUAUGCUUUAAAGUGCUUGAUUAUAAGGAUGGAUGAAAAAUAUUAUGUUAUAAUAAAAUAAUAUUCAAGAUAAAAAAUAAACAUGUCAUUCAAUGAAAGAAAAAACAUCAGCUAAUGCUGCAAGUAAAACGUUCAUUUGACCGUAGCUUUUACGUUUGAUGUAUAACAUGUGCAUAUACCACAUUUUCAAAAAACAUUCAGGUUUAUAAGUAAAACUAAUUGAUGUUCAACUUUCGAUGUCUUCACUUUCCGAUAAAGUACCUAAUCUUAGAUAUGCAUUGAGCGUAGGUGCUCACAGCUAAAAUAUCUCGCAUUCUAGCACCUAUACCUAGACCUGUAGGUUCUAAUAGUUUUGCCUAUGCGUUUUACCUGAAAUUCAGGCAAUAAACAAAUGGCUAAGGACAUGCAUGCUAUGUUAAUGUUAGCAGCAUUUGGAAUCAACGCUAAAUCAUCU